UCCAAACCAUGACAAUUUAAGUACACAAAUGUAGAAAAAUCAAAAAUUUUCAGACGAAGGACUUCUUUGUAUAGGCUGAAAAUGACUGAUUAUCGUCGCAACAUUGACCAAUCUCUUUGAAACCAUAGCUGUGACGUUGAUAUGUCCAUAUUUUUUCAGUUUUCUGGGUUAGCUAGCCCACAUCGAGUUCAGGAAGAAGAUCAAACGGGAACUCUCCUUGCAACUCCUCUUCUAAUUCCCAACCCCAAGGCCAAGGGCAAGGCCAAGUUUUCUGAAACUGAAAAUCCAAUCAACAAUAGCACUUGGUUAACAAUCAUCAAACUUUUCUUCAACCCAAGAGUUGGGAACACUGUAUUAAACCUUUUACAUCUGGGGACCAAGUUCUCUCUUUUCACUCUGUCAUUUACUUUGACGCCAAAUAACCCAUUGCUGGGCACAACACUUUUGUUUGUGGUUCUUUAUUAUCUGUGAACGUCGUGAGAGAAUAGUAGAAAUAAUCAUGUGGAAAAUGGCAUUCAAAGUAUGCCGUGGUGCUGUAUCUGACCACAUAAACUAUGCUGUAAGUUUAACUAUUCCUGCUGAUUGUGCUACUCCAAUCUUUAGAUCAGUUGGUUGGAAGUUAACAGGAACAGGACAGACAGUGAGCAAAAGAUUGUUUUCACAAUGGCAGCCUGGGAGUGUGAUGAAAAAUUGCCAGAGGUUUAAGCCGCCCCGGUCUUUAAGCUGUAAAAAUGUUGCAGCAAGAUCAUACAGUGUCCUUUCUACAACUUUGAGAAGGACCGCUCAUGUGAAUGGUGGAAUAUUACGUGCCCCGUUUAAGCAGUGUAUUGCUUUACCAGGAACAGUUGCUCAACAUUUUCGGACUUCAUCUCGCCGCCCUAUACAUCCUUUAUUCUGGAUCAUAUUGAGACCUCUUGCUAAAGUAGGAGCUGUUCUGACUGGAAGAGGAUUUCGUAAAUGGUGGCAGGGCCUACCGAAAGAUCGUCGUACCUACCUCUGGGAAGCUUUCAAGGCAGCUCGGCCAAAGAUCUAUGCAACUCUUGCCGUCAUCACUCUAGGAUUUACAGUGAACUAUGUGGUGCAUGUCAAGGAGGCUCCAAUUACGGGGAGGAAAAGAUUCAUUGCAGUAACAGAUGACCAGUAUCUGAAGAUAGCUCAGUUUGAGGCUGAUUUGCAAAUAGAACUGCUCAAGUCACACUUCCUUGCUGCUGAUCACCCUGCUUCCCAAGCCGUCCUGGAAGUGGCCACCAGACUCUACCACACCAACCAGGAUAUACCACAGGUCAAGAACCUUACAUUUUCAGUUGCUGUAGUCGAUGAAGAUGACACAGUCAAUGCGUUUGUCUUACCAACUGGCCACAUCUUUGUCUUCACUGGUUUACUCAAGGCUAUGCAUAACGAAGACCAGCUGGCUGUCAUCCUCGGUCAUGAGAUGGCACAUGCUAUCUUGUCUCAUGGAGCUGAACAGCUCAGCUUUGCCCACCUGAUUGAUUUCUUUGUGAUUGCAACCAUGGCAGCAAUCUGGGCUCUCCUUCCCAACGAUGGCUGGGCGAUAGUCACACAGUGGUUCUACAAUAAGGUUGUGGCAAUUCUGUUGGACAUGCCCUACAGCAGGAAACUAGAAGUGGAGGCAGAUGAGGUUGGAUUACAACUAGCUGCAAAGGCAUGUUUCGAUGUGCGAGAAGCCCCUGCAUUCUGGACGUACAUGACAUUCAAGAACGAGGAGCUCCCUGAUUGGCUAUCAACACAUCCAAACCACUCCAAGAGAGCUGAAGCUCUAGAUGAGAUUGUCCCGGAGGCCAUCCGACUGCGUGCCAGUUGUGACUGUGGUCAGCUACCAAAGGAGGACCCAAGGAACCGUGUGGAGAAGAUGAAACAAGAACUAAAGGAGCAGAUGGAACAUCCUGACUUAGAGAAACCCACACCGGUGCUGCCCCUUGACUCACCCAAAGGCUGACACAGGCCUCACUUAGUAAAAUUCAUGGAUUUACCUGGACUUACAGAAUUGUGUGUGUAAUUUUGCAAGUUGAGGUUUUGGGAGAUUUCUGUUCUUUGUUUGCCUCAUGGUAUGAUUGCCAUGACGAUUUUACAAUGCGGUGUGGUGGUGCUUUCUUUUGUCUUAUUGUGCUCAGUUGUUUGAGUCUGUCAAAAGUACAAAAGUUUGAUAUAUUUUUAUGAUUGUGAGGAAGCUUGGAUACUUGGGGAAAUGGGUAAAUCUCUAUGCAACUAAAAUGAAAUAAAGAUGGAAAGUUAGCUUAGGAUAAGAGGAAUGCAGGCUGUUAUAAAUAGAAUCUGAAAACGAUAUAAGGAGAGUUCAUUGUAUUCACUUGAUCGUGUGAAAAGCUGUACAUGUAUUUGAGCCAAUCAGAAAAGGAUGCACUUUUCAGUGUUUGGUUUUGGUGUUUCUGUAUUGUCUUUUUGUACCAAUGACUGUGUCGUAGUAGAUUCUCAUGAAACCAGAAAUCAGGGGUACAUUUUGUGAAAUAAAGGAUGCCAUAUUGAUUA
This is a messenger RNA of Lineus longissimus, 2505 nucleotides long. Its product is annotated as metalloendopeptidase OMA1, mitochondrial-like. The coding region runs from base 500 to 1957 and encodes 485 amino acids. The record is from RefSeq and is a predicted model, not a curated record. Gene Ontology annotation, biological process: mitochondrial protein processing; protein quality control for misfolded or incompletely synthesized proteins. NCBI's taxonomy places the organism in Eukaryota, Metazoa, Nemertea, Pilidiophora, Heteronemertea, Lineidae. The transcript has 8 exons. Gene Ontology annotation, molecular function: metalloendopeptidase activity. Gene Ontology annotation, cellular component: mitochondrial inner membrane.